UCGCCGCGCGGUGCAUCUCGGGAGUUGUAGUCCGUUUUUUGAAGCCCCCUGGUUUACUGGAGAGGAAGGAAAGGAUUAAGGGAGCUUUUUGCAAGUGAUGGAGAAAAAGAGAGGAAGAGGAGGAGAAGGAGAGAAGGAUGCCAAGAAACGGAAGCUCCUUGAUGAACUUGGAGAGAGCCGGCUUCCAUAUUUGACGCCUAAAGAUGAUGGCUUCCAUCAACUGUGGAAGACUAAAUACUCCAAACUCAUUCUCAAAAAUGCUGAGAUGAUCCCCAAAGACAUCCAUAAAGAAGUUCAAGAAGCCUUUUUGACUUUCCGAAAGCAUGCGUGCUUCUUCCAAGAUCUCAUCAGGAUCAAAGGGAAAGAUUUUGUUACCCCGGUAUCUCGCAUAUUAAUUGGAAACCCAGGAUGUACUUACAAAUAUUUGAACACGAGGUUAUUUACGGUCCCUUGGCCUGUGGAAGGUUACGAAAUAAAUUAUACCCAUCCCAAAAUAUCCGAGGCUUGUAAGGCAUUAAUCAAACUUAAUGACUACUUGCAUGGAGAUACUGUCCUGGCUUUACAAGAGCAUAGUUUGACCGAGACAAAAGAAAUGGAAGAUCCUCCUGUCACCGAUAGGCAUCGGGAUUAUGCUACUUCCAUUACAGGGAUGGGGUCCGCUUUGGGAGAUCAAAGGCCUUCUCAUGUCCCAAAGAAUGAUUGUACCGAUCUGAAAGGGAGAACGUCUUACAACCUGACGUUAUUAAAUUAUAUGGAUCCACAACAAAUGCCAUUCUUGAAACAGGAGCCUUAUUACGGAAUGGGGAAAAUGGCUGUGAGCUGGCAUCAUGAUGAAAAUCUGGUGGAAAGGUCAACAGUAGCUGUCUACAGUUAUUGCUGUGAAGAACCUGAUGUUGAUAAUCUUGAGAAAAAAACUUGGAAUGGCAGAGACCCAGCCAUUUGGCACGUUGCCUUGAAAGUUGCUUGGGACAUAAAGACUCCAGGAUUGGCAAUACCUCUUCGCCAAGGAGACUGCUACUUUAUGCUUGAUGAUCUGAAUAUGACUCACCAGCACUGUGUCCUGGCUGGCCAGAAGCCCCGAUUCAGCUCUACCCAUAGGGUGGCAGAGUGCUCACAGGGAACACUGACGUAUAUUAUGGGCCAGUGCAAUGCAGCACUCGAGAACCUACAAACGGAUGCAGACUUGAAAUGCCCAUCUUUGAAAUCGCUGGAUGUCAGAGAUAUAAAGAGAGUAGAAGACACACAUAAUGAGGUUGAAUUUGAAUGGCUCCGGCAAUUUUGGUUUCAGGGUAAACGUUACCGAAAGUGCACUGACUGGUGGGAUGAACCAAUGUCAGCUCUAGAAGGAAAAUGGAAACAGAUGGAAGUGAUGACAAGCCUACUGCUCUGUGAAUUCAGAAAAGAAGAGCAGAUGGACGAACAAAGAAAUGAACAAAUCGGUUGCCUCUUGCCCCUCCUUGUUGAACGUCAAGAGCUGCGCCAGGAAUGGCUCACAAGGUGUUUUGGUCUUCACCUUCCAGAGGUCCCAGCUGCCUUGGCCAAUGAUAUAGGAACUGAAGUCCAAAAUACCUGGCAGACCAGAGUUUGGGAAGCACUGCAAAACACAACCUAUCCCAGGUAGUCGUGUUAAUUGUAACUAUUUACUUUCAAGCUCUAGAUAAGGUGACAUGGCAACCUUACACCUCCCGUGAAGAAAUGCUUCUUUAAAGUCAUACCCUCCCCUCCAUUCCGUAUUAAAAUAACUACAUAAACAAUAAGACAUAAUAUAAGUCUCUAUGCUGAUAUCGAAAGGAUGCCAGCCAUAGCAUCUCCGCUACACUUUGACUUCUCGGACGUUCUUCUCUUCCCCCACUGGGGACGGAUAACCUUAAGACGCCCUUUGCACAUCUGGGGCUGUGUCCUCGCAAGUGUUGUCUUACAUCCCUCGUCUUCAGCUGGGCCGUCGUUUCUGACAGACGUGUAAACAGAUGCAAGCGUUGUUGCUAAUGACAGGUGAUUAUAAGUGGUGUGGGUGCCAAAGUAAUUAAACCGCGCUCUGACAGGAACAUUUGGCGAUGGGGUAUUUCAGCGUUAGAAAAAUUGUAACAACACAUUUCCCCCCUGCUAGGCUGGAAGGCUUGAAUGCCAUGAAUGAUGGCGCUUGUUGAAAUCCCCGUUUCCCCCUCUUUGAUGGAAGCCACACUAAAAAUUAUAAUGUAGGAACCUUCCUUCUAUUGGGGCAGAUCGUUUUAGCCCAUAUAGGGCAAGGAUGGGCAAAGUGGACUCUGGGCUCCGGGCAACCCUUAGGGCCAUUUUUGUGAAUUACAGGAUCUACCAGGCUUCGUAAAAUUGUCCCCAAAUGCCCGCUAGGGAGUGUAGGAGGGCUUUUUGGUGGCAUAUUUUGGGCCAUUUUUAUGGCCAGGGGAGACUGAUGAUGAUGAUGAUGAUGAUUGAUGAUGUUGAUAAUUUAAAACAUGAAGUGACUAGGAAGUGAGAAGUGUUAGUGUUGUCAGAGUGAAAACUGGAGGCAGCUCCUCCUCUUGUAUAGAAGAGAGAGUUUUAGUGACUGUUGCAUGUUACUUGACAAGCAACAACUGCUUUUACACAAAUUUAUUUAUUUAUGGGAUAUUUAUCCUGCUUUUCUCCCCAAAUGGGAUUCAAGGUGGCUUACAAGACUUUAAAAAGAUGAAUACCGAAGUUGAAGGAUCUGUCUUCGGUUUUCAUAUUGACAACUCAACUGACAACCCAACAUCAUCUUGUAAAAAGAGAAAGGCCUCUCCUGAGCCCUUCUGAGCUCACAUUUUUGAUUUUGUUAUUUCACAAUGGUUUACACCACUUGAUUUUGAUAUUGUGACCAGGAACUGUCCAGAACUUUACUGACAGUUGUGGGGUGUUUGGUUUGGUUUUGGUUUUGCUGGCUUUUAAGAGGUUUAAGACAGUUUAUAACCCCACCAGAAUUUACUACAAAGCCUUGGGAGACACAAUUCAGUGUUUUAGAAAUGGACAAAUGUGUACAAAAGUGGGGAAAAUCCCAAUCGAGGGUAUUAUGGAAAACUUUACUACCAAGCCUUGGGAGAUGGCUGGAUUGGAACUCUAAGAGGAUCAAAUUUAGCUUUUAGGGUAUCAACCCUAAAAGAGAC
Sceloporus undulatus (fence lizard) is the source of this 3119-nucleotide messenger RNA. RefSeq names its product FTO alpha-ketoglutarate dependent dioxygenase (gene FTO). The transcript has 9 exons. The record is from RefSeq and is a predicted model, not a curated record. Gene Ontology annotation, biological process: regulation of multicellular organism growth; RNA repair; DNA alkylation repair. Gene Ontology annotation, molecular function: broad specificity oxidative DNA demethylase activity; ferrous iron binding; mRNA N6-methyladenosine dioxygenase activity. Lineage: Eukaryota; Metazoa; Chordata; Lepidosauria; Squamata; Phrynosomatidae. The coding region runs from base 98 to 1621 and encodes 507 amino acids.